AUGAAUUUACUCAUCAUUGCAUUAGCAAUUCUUUUGAUAUUUAACUCAGAAAUUAAGCAAGGCGCUGACGCUGAUGAGGAAGUACAAGGAACCUGUAACUCUUAUGCGAAAUAUAGGACAUAUGAUGGAUCGUGUAAUAACCUAAUGAACCCCUCAUGGGGUAAAGCCGAAACACCACAAAGACGAUUUGAAUACAAUGGCCAUAAAAUGGUUGAUUACGAUGAUGAUGUUGAUCAUCCAAGAGGUGGACUUCCAAGUAAAUUACCAAGUCCAAGACUUAUCAGUAACAAAUUGAUGGCAGAAGAAUUAGGACCUGCUGACCAAUCGUCUCCGACACUCAUUAACUUAUGUUUCCCAUUUGUUGUACCUGGUGAUGACAAAGAACUUACCCCAGGUUGCAGAGGCUUCCAAAGAGCUGACAAAUCCCCGGAUGUGACAGCUUACAGAGAACAGAUAAACGAUGUCACAUCAUAUAUUGAUUGCAGCCAUGUAUAUGGUAGUUCUGAUGCACAGUUAGCAACCCUUAGAGAUACGACGUAUUCUUUCCUUUUGAAAACUUCCCCUGGAAAUAACUUACCUGAAAGUAAAACUGGGUUUUGUCGCAGGAAACCAGAAUCAACAGAUUUUUGCCAAUUAACAGGAGAUUCAAGGAAUGACCAGGUACCUAGUCUCCAGUUAAAUCAUCUUGUUCUAGUAAGGGAACAUAACAGACUCGCCAAAAUGCUAAAACAAAUCAACCCGUACUGGGACAAUGAUAGAGUCUUCGAGGAAACACGAAGAAUAGUCAUAGCUGAAAUGCAGCACAUUACAUAUAAUGAAUACCUACCAGCCAUUCUUAGUCCAAGAACUAUGAAAAGGUACAACCUAAGACCAAGGAAAUGCGGAUUUGAUGACUGCUAUUCUGUUAAAAUUAAUGCCGCUGUAAGGAACGCUUUUGCAGCAGCAGCAUUUCGAAUGGGACAUUCACAAACAAUGAGGGAACAGUCAUUGCUUGCAGAUGAUUACAAAACCAAAAAUACAGAACUUCUUGUAGACAACUUUUUCAUGCCGCACCUGGUUCAAACAAAUCAAGGCGCCAAUGUUAAGGAUUUCACGCGGUGGUUGACCUUUACACCUGCUAAUAAAAUUGACAGCUAUGGGGUAAAUUCAAUGCGAAACAGGCUGUUUAAUCGUAGUUCAGAUUUAUUUUCCACCAACAUACAAAGGGGGCGUGACCAAGGUGUACCAAGCUACAAUGACUGGAGAGAAUUUUGUGACCUGAAAAGAUUCACGUUCCAAGACUUCCCUAAAAAGUUACAGUAUGUCCUUCAAGACUUAUAUGUAUCCUGUGACGAUAUCGAUCUAUUUGUUGGCGGACUUCUUGAGAAGUCCAAGAACGGGCGUGUUGGAGAAACAUUUGCAUGUUUAAUUGGUAAACAAUUUCAUCUGUCCAAAUAUGGAGAUCGAUACUGGUAUGAAAGGAAAGAAUGUGGUUUUACAGAGGCCCAGCUUAAUGCAAUCAAAGAAAUGACAAUGUCGAAAAUUCUCUGUGAGAACUUUGAGUUGGAUCGUAUUCAAAAGAAAGCCUUCUUACGACCUGAAAACGAAGGAAAACUUCGGUUUUGUGACACUUUGCCCGGUUUGAAUUUGUUCCUCUGGCGAGAAAAAGAAUGGCAACCAUAAUAUUAAUAUGCAGACAUCAUAGAACAUUUGAAAGAGUAUGACACUAGCACUUAUUAUAAUAUAUGAUAUAAUAUACGGUACAAACUCAUAAAAUAACGGGUUAGGGUAAACAAUUAUUAGGUAAUUAAUUAGUGAAUA
Molecule: messenger RNA, 1800 nt
Organism: Mytilus trossulus (common blue mussel)
Lineage: Eukaryota; Metazoa; Mollusca; Bivalvia; Mytilida; Mytilidae
Product: peroxidase-like protein 3
Exons: 11
Coding region: 1-1662 (553 amino acids)
Biological process (GO): response to oxidative stress
Molecular function (GO): peroxidase activity; heme binding
Source: RefSeq, a predicted model, not a curated record